AUGCCUCCGUCUUCACGGGCAGUCCGUUCACGCAGCUACCAAUACCCAUUCGCCGCAGCACCAGAUAUCAUUCGGUCAAAUCAGAAGGACGCAUAUUUUCAAGGGGUCUUACACGAUCAACUAUCCAAUCUCCUUCGCAGAGUCUAUGGAGCUCGAUUUGCCCAUACUCACACGACAGGAGCGCGCACCGUUGCGGAUUUACUCUAUCUAUGCCUGACCACCUUAGCAGGCAACCGUACCUUGGGGGAGGAAUACUGUGAUAUAGUACAGAUCGAGUCGUCUUCCGAUAGUCUUCAACUUCCGUCUCUUGAGAGACGAGCAGGAUACAUUUUAUCCACGAUUCUUCUGCCAUAUGUGCUGGGAAGAGUCCUUCCGACCUUCCCAGGAACGAGCAAAAAUGUCUCCACAUCUCUCGCACAUCGCGUCCAAAACUAUCUGUUGACGCAUCUGGACUCUAUUACUUCUCCGUCUCCACUGUAUGCUGUCAGCAUGGCGGUUUUCUAUUUCUCUGGGGCAUAUUAUCAUCUGGGUAAGCGGUUAUGGGGUUUGCGAUAUAUCUUCACGAAGCGAUUGGAAGCGGACGAGCAACGGGUCGGAUACGAGGUGCUUGGUGUUCUCUUGGUGCUGCAGAUGAGCGUCCAAGCAUUUUUACAUGUGCGUUCAACCAUGGACGAAUACUUCUUCAAAGAAUCUGCAAGUAUAGCGCUAUCAGACGCAACAGAAGUCGGGUCUUCCAAAGCCAAAACGUUAUCCGGUUCCGACAAGCCGGGUCUCGAGCAACUCACACAUACACCAGCUGUGCCGGAAGACCAGCCACGCUUUGACUUACGAAAUUCGCAAAUAAUGCAAUGGGUGGGACCAACUCCGCACCAGCGCAAAUGCACGUUAUGUCUGGAGGAACUCAAAGAUCCAAGUGUGACGACAUGCGGGCAUGUUUUUUGUUGGUCGUGUAUCGGUGACUGGUGCCGUGAGAAGGCCGAAUGCCCAUUGUGCCGGCAGCCGAGUCUUGUACAACACAUUUUGCCUUUGAGGGGCUAA
Xylona heveae TC161 is the source of this 1038-nucleotide messenger RNA. RefSeq lists its product as hypothetical. Gene Ontology annotation, molecular function: zinc ion binding. Gene Ontology annotation, cellular component: peroxisomal membrane. NCBI's taxonomy places the organism in Eukaryota, Fungi, Ascomycota, Xylonomycetes, Xylonales, Xylonaceae. The record is from RefSeq and is a predicted model, not a curated record. Bases 1 to 1038 code for a protein of 345 amino acids. Gene Ontology annotation, biological process: protein import into peroxisome matrix. The transcript is spliced from 2 exons.